AUGCUCGCCUGUACUCGUCGAUCAACCUUACCUUCGAUCAUCCUCGCCUCCGCCAGUUCACGUCCUCCGGCAUACAUUCAUCGACAAUUUGUUAAUCAUCUUGCUGGACAGAUUCCUACUGACACAGAUUAUAAAUUCAUUUCUCAUCGAGGUCCCGUAUCAAAAACAAAGGCUUCUUCUGGGAGGAGUAAACCAAGGGCGCCACAACAAUCUAGUCUUCGAAAACUUGUCAAAGACCUCAACGCAGAAUGCACUCUUGCCGCAUCUCAAAAGAAAUUAGAUCUUACACCUAUCUUACAAAUCGCUAAAGAUAAUGUUGGGAGGUUGACUGGAAAAGAAUCUCCGGAAAAGAAGCUGAAAAUUAAACUUAAGAUAGCGGAGGAAACCCUCAGAUUGCUCAAGGAGUCUCCUACGCCAGUCAAACUGGAUCGAAAGGCCCAGAAGAACUCCAAGCAGUCAGCUGGCACCGUCACAGAUACUCAAUCACAAUCUAACGCCGAGCCUCCAAACCAAGCUUCUUCUUCGAACUCGGCUUCAAAACAGGCUUCCACAUCAAAGCAGAAAACUCCUCGUCCAAAACCUAAUCCUCACGCAGAAGCUACAUUGGAAACAGACAUUUUGGCCUCACAUCCACUCUUUGACCCUUCACAAGCUCCCGAACCUCCUAACUCUCCGGGAACCAAGCCAGACGCCAACUUUUCAUUUUCGUAUACUUCAAUCCCAUUCGAACCUGUCAUUACAUCGACCCCACAGCCAAAGGUAGCCACUUUAGCACAUGGACUUUCAAGAGUCUUGUUCAAUCCUGGCGUACAUUGGCUACAAGAUCCUCGAACAAUGGUUUAUAACUUUGAUCAUCGACUACAAGAUCUAAUCACACCUGAUGAAUUCAACUUUGAUGCACUCACACCUUAUAUUACUAGCUCAAGGGAUGAACAGCUGACUGGCCUUGCACAUGAGAAUGACAGAAAAUAUUGUGGGAGUACAAGUAGUAUGACACAAACACUCAGUCAAAUAUACCUCAUGUUGAACGGCAGCCGACCACUCAAUAAAAAGGUCGAAUUGACUCCCGGUGCCAAGAUGCCAGCAUCGAUUUUACUCAACUACAACGCCUCAACUGUUUCCUCGCCAAUUGAAACUGACUUCUCUACGAGUUUGAAAAACAAGGACGUGGUGGAUCUAAAUGAGACACGUGUAAGGGAAGCUUAUGCAUUUGGAAAAACAAAUUUGAUGAUGACUAGAUCUCAACUGGAUUGUCAACAUGAUUAUCUUCCUGGGAACGGGACUUUUGAUAUCAAGACCCGAGCUACGAUUGCUAUCCGUCACGAUAGACUGAACCAUGCUAAUGCAGCUGGAUAUCAGAUUCGAUCUUCUCAAGGCCCGCUUGAGUCCUUCGAGAGGGAAUAUUUGGAUUUGAUUCGAUCUGCGUUUCUCAAGUACCAGUUCCAAGCUAGGCUUGGGCAAAUGGACGGGGUUUUCGUCGCUUAUCAUAACACUCAGCGUGUCUUUGGUUUUGAAUAUGUUCCUAUCACGAAGAUGGACGAUGCUUUGUUUGGCUCCCAUGAAGAAGGUGACAAGGUCUUCAAAAUCUGUCUUGGAUAUAUGGAACGUAUUUUGGAGGAUGCUACUACAGCAUACCCAGAAAGGUCUUUGCGCAUCACAUCUUUUGCCAAGGGACAGAAUAAGAUGUGGGUUUUUGUUCAACCAGCAGAUGAGCCAGUCACCUUGGAACCCCCGAAGGAGUAUACCGCAUUCCAAUAUCAGAAUCACAACUAUCUGAAUGGUGACAUUGUCGACGAUGGAUAUAUCGAUAUCGAUGCUUGGUGUCAGGCGAACAAAGUGAAGACAGAUUCUACACAAAACGUCAAUGAUUCAAGGAAUCCAACAACAACGACAGGGACAACCUCGAGUGCUAGUGAAUUACGACGAAAGCUGGAUUGGUCUGUGUAUUGUCAAAUGUGGAAACAUUCGAAAUCAGAAGAACUCGAUGCACUUUACCGUUCGAUCCGACGUAACCAGUUUGCAAUCAGUCAACUUGUUCUACCUGAAGGCGUUGAUCGACAACUAAUGAGAGUAGUAAAUUGGCCUGAGACAGCUAAUGAACAGACCCCAGAAAAUGGAGAUGAUAUAACAGUAAAGACGGAAGAAACUAUUCCAGACGUUAAACCUCAUACAUUUAUUCCUACACCAGGUGUGAAAUAUAAAACAGAAGUUUCUUAUUUAGUUAAACAAUUAAGAUCAAUGGCAAAAGAAGGAUGGGCAUUUCAAAGAGAAUUAAUUCAAUCACAAGCAGGACAAAAAGUUAUAAGGAUUGCACCGGUUGAAUUUGUUAUAGAAGAUCGUGAUUCGAAUCUAAAUCAACCUAGAAAAUCAGGCUGUAUCAUUAAAGGAAAGAAAGAUUUAAAAGUUUUUUUCGCGGGUGGGGUCUUUUCAUCCAUUGGAAUCGUUUCUUUAGUGUCUGUUAUUCUAUUUUUGUCGGUUUUCUACAUAAUCUUGGCUUGCAUUUAG
Melampsora larici-populina 98AG31 is the source of this 2505-nucleotide messenger RNA. RefSeq lists its product as uncharacterized. Gene Ontology annotation, biological process: mitochondrial RNA 5'-end processing. The transcript is spliced from 9 exons. Lineage: Eukaryota; Fungi; Basidiomycota; Pucciniomycetes; Pucciniales; Melampsoraceae. Gene Ontology annotation, cellular component: mitochondrion; mitochondrial envelope. The record is from RefSeq and is a predicted model, not a curated record. The coding region runs from base 1 to 2505 and encodes 834 amino acids.